AGGCUUGGUAGCACCAUUUUUCCACGGCAUAAUGAGUGAGGUACACCAGUGUCUGAAGGGGCAAAAAUUGUGCAGACUAGGCUAUCACAAUUUUCCAUGUUUCUUUUCUUAAUUUUUAUUCACCAAUGAGGUAAUUUUCUUGCGUAUAAACAUUCAAUGAAAAUUUCCUCUGAGAUCAUCAUCUUCGAUUGGAAAAAAAAAAUUUGUUCCACUUGAAAAUUGCGAUCCUGGAUUUUUCCCAGUCUCUGAUUUCAGAAAACCCUACCGGGCCAAUUAGAAAACCCUAGAUUCAUCCCCCAUUUUUGGAAGAAAGGGAGAGUUUUUCUCGGGGCCCAUUUUCUGAUUUCAGUGUAAUACAACUGGGUUUCAGUUGAUUUUUCAGGAAGCACAAGUUCCAUUUGGUUCCGCUCUUUUUGUUAAUUUGGGGCGGUGAAUACCCAGAAAGAGAAAUCAAUAUUGUUUUAUUGUUAUUGAUUUUGUUUCUCUGCCAUUGUUGAGUUGGGACUGGGAUUGGUGAAGUGGAAUGUGCGAUCUAAUAGAAGGGUGAGGAAUGAGAGGGGCAUAAAUGUCUGGUCAAGUGGGUAUUGGAAUUCGUUCUGGAAGUUAUGGGUCUUUGGAUAAACAUAUACAGAACGGAACUGCACGCAAGCCUUCAAAGAUGCUUAAGGAGAAGGAAAAGGAGAGGUUGUUCCUUUGGAUCUGCAAGUUUGCUGGCCGCAAGAAGGUCGGAAUGCUCUUCCUCUGUCUAAUCUCUGCUGCAGUUUUCAUCUGGGUUUUAUAUGUUGGAAAAGGUGAAGAUUCUCAGGAAGGAAACACUGUGAGCAUUAGUGUUAAUGAAAGUCUCUCUAUAAGCGAUUCUCCAUCUGAGAUCUCUACUACAAAUGCCAUUGGCUUGACUACAAAUUUUGCAUUACCCCCUCCAGCCCCUAGCUAUUUUUUGGGCUACCAUCUUCCUCAAGGGCAUCCCUGUAAUAGCUUCACACUCCCUCCCCCGCCGGCUGAUAAAAAGCGAACUGGGCCACGUCCAUGCCCAGUAUGUUACCUUCCUGUGGAAGAAGCCAUUGGACUGAUGCCAACUUUUCCCUCACCUUCACCGAUCAUUAAGAAUUUAACAUAUAUCUAUGAAGAAAAUUUAAGUAGAGAUGGAGAAUUUGGUGGUUCGGACUUUGGUGGAUAUCCUACUUUGACGCAGCGAAAUGAUUCUUUUGAUAUACAAGAGUCAAUGAGCGUGCACUGUGGAUUUGUAAGAGGAAUUAAACCUGGCCACAACACAGGAUUUGACAUUGAUGAAGCUGACCUUCUUGAAAUGGAACAGUGUAAUGGAGUGGUUGUUGCGUCAGCCAUAUUUGGAAACUUUGAUGAGAUAAAUGAGCCAAAAAAUGUAAGUGAUCAUUCGAGGACGACUGUAUGCUUCCUGAUGUUUGUAGAUGAAGACACAGAAAAGUAUUUGACUAGUUCUGGCAAACUGGGAAUCAGCAAGAAGAUUGGCUUGUGGAGAAUUAUUGUUGCUCGUAAUCUUCCUUACACAGAUGCAAGACGUACAGGAAAGAUUCCAAAGCUUCUGUUGCAUAGAUUGGUUCCUAAUGCUCGCUAUUCGAUAUGGCUUGAUGGAAAGCUUGAACUUGUUGUGGAUCCAUAUCAAAUUCUUGAAAGGUUUUUGUGGAGGAAGAAUGCAACUUUUGCAAUAUCAAAGCAUUAUAGACGUUUUGAUGUAUUUGUUGAGGCUGAGGCAAAUAAAGCUGCUGGAAAGUAUGAUAAUGCCUCUAUUGACUUUCAGAUUGAGUUUUACAAGAAAGAGGGAUUGACCCCAUAUACAGAGGCCAAGCUUCCUCUGAUAAGUGAUGUUCCUGAAGGGUGCGUGAUAGUACGAGAGCACGUUCUUAUUAGCAACCUCUUCACUUGUCUUUGGUUCAAUGAAGUUGACCGAUUUACUUCAAGGGACCAGAUUAGUUUCUCAACAGUCAGGGACAAAAUUUUGUCAAGGGUAGAUUUUCGUUUUAACAUGUUCUUGGACUGUGAAAGACGCAACUUUGUUGUUCAGAAAUACCACAGGGAUCUGUUGCUGCGACUGACUCCGCCGAUGGUCAAUGCUGACAUUUCUCCACCACCUCCAUCUCCCCCUCCUCCAUUGCCUCUGCUGGAAACAUCACCUGAAAAGGUUGUAACCUCAUCCAUCAGAAAAGGCCCUGGAAGGCGUGGAAGAGAUAGAAGAUCUGGUUCUAGGCGCCACCGCAAAGUUGUUGCUGGAAGUAGGGAGAUGGAACCAAGUUGAAAGUUUUGUUGGGGUGAUUAUACUAUCAUUAAUUUUUUAAAAUUCCACCUACACAAUAUCAUUCGUUGCAGAGCUGGAGGGAAAAUGUGCAAGAUGAGUGUUGUAUUGUUCCCACAUAGAGGCUCUCAUUCUUUUUACUUCGUUCAAUUGUCAAUUUUUGUUAAUUUUUUGCUGUAUAUAUAGUAAAAUUUUCAAUAAUUAUCAUAUGGGUUGCCACAAAAUUCCUCACGUGGUAACCCGUUUUGCUUUCCACUAUCAUAGAAAAAGUGUACUUCAUCUGUUAUACAUGAAAGAUAUAUUCAUGACUUGUUCCUCUUAGUUUGUGUUGAUGAUUUAUUUUAUAUCUCAUCAAGGCUGGUGCUGAAUUUAGGAACAUAGUAAUGGAAAGGGUUCUAUAUUUAUCU
Messenger RNA from Abrus precatorius (Indian licorice), 2676 nucleotides. RefSeq lists its product as uncharacterized. The coding region runs from base 566 to 2272 and encodes 568 amino acids. NCBI's taxonomy places the organism in Eukaryota, Viridiplantae, Streptophyta, Magnoliopsida, Fabales, Fabaceae. The transcript has 9 exons. The record is from RefSeq and is a predicted model, not a curated record.